Messenger RNA from Cryphonectria parasitica EP155, 1576 nucleotides. RefSeq lists its product as uncharacterized. NCBI's taxonomy places the organism in Eukaryota, Fungi, Ascomycota, Sordariomycetes, Diaporthales, Cryphonectriaceae. Gene Ontology annotation, biological process: positive regulation of transcription by RNA polymerase II. Gene Ontology annotation, cellular component: nucleus. The transcript is spliced from 2 exons. The record is from RefSeq and is a predicted model, not a curated record. Bases 1 to 1506 code for a protein of 501 amino acids. Gene Ontology annotation, molecular function: zinc ion binding; transcription cis-regulatory region binding; DNA-binding transcription factor activity, RNA polymerase II-specific.
AUGCCAGACCUGUCAGACCCCAGAACUUCCCUUAUAAAGCCACCCAGAAGUGCGUGCCACAACUGUCGUCGAGCUCGGUUGCGGUGCGACCGCUCAGUGCCCGGCUGCGAAAAGUGCCAUGCGCGAGGCCAAAUAUGUCUCGGCUACGGGCUCCUCCUCCGGUGGACUACUACAAACACAGCUGGCGGGCCACCCAGUCAAGUCUCGAAGCCACGCCCCUUGAGUAGAGAAGUGGAGAAGGAUGCUGCCUUGACCCUCCGUCCGCGCUCCGUGGGAGGAGCAGAAGCUGUCAACAUGGGUUUUCCCUCGUCCAUCCAAUUCUCGCUUGCGGAUCCUUUGCUGCAGGAUAUUGGGCCGGGGAACCGAUUGUAUAUUAGUCAUUUCGACAGGUCUGUCUGUCAGGACCUUGUCUCUUUCGACCGCGAGGCCAACCCUUUCCGCUUCAUGCUCCCACUCCUACACAACUUCUCGUACCUGCGCGAGAUCAUCCUCGCGACAUCGGCAGUGCACAUGGUCGCAACCUACCGCAGCCGUGGCGUGCCCCACCAGCAGCAACUCGUGGACGCUCUAACCGCCAAAGGCAGGGCAUACCACCUGCUUCGCCAGGCCCUUGACCAUUUGGACCCCGCCAAUCGACCAAUCAUUAUGAUUGCCGUCGUUUUCUUUAUCAACUUUGAUUUGAUAGAAUCUGGGCGAGGAAAGUGGAAAACUCACAUACAAGCCGCCGGGAAAUUACUCAACUCCAUCCAGAGUCUCGGAAGUGCCGGCUUGCCUUCAGGCGUCGCCAAGCUGGCUGACAUUGUUGUCGCUGAUUGUAUCACGUAUCACAUCUUGGGUUCAGUGUUUGCCAACCCGGAGGAUACGUCAAUGUCCGUGUUCAGACCCGUGGAAAUUGUAUCGGCACUGGAGAAAGCGGCGGCGUUCAGCUAUGGGUGCGCAGCUCCUUUCGUCAUGGAUAUCCUGCUCAAGGCAAGCAGACUCUCUCCCUCUGACUUGACCGAGGCUGUGGCCUUGUUUGAAGACCUACUCGCAUUCGAUGUUAUCACCUGGGUGUACAGCAUCGAAGAUCUCUCAGCUCUCGACAAUCUUGAAAUCCGGGUCCACAUGGCCAACGUCCAGCGCCUCGCCGCGUGCAUGUACAUCCUUCUCGCUGUGCCAGGCGUUGGAGAUGUGCUGCACACCACAACGGACUCACUGCAUCGCGGCCUGCUCAACCACAUUGCAAAGGUCCCUAUGGACCACCCUCUCGCCAAGGGGCUGGUGUGGUCGACGUUCAUGGCUGGUGCCCAGGCCGAUGACCCCGGCAGCAGGCAGUGGUGUCUCUCGCGCAUGCAAGCCAUCAGGUUUGCAACGUCCUUUGUGUGUCCCUGGGGCUAUGUCGAGUCAGCUAUAGAUAUGCUCCAGCGUAUAUGGGAGGCCAGGGAUAGACGACUUCAGGAUGGUGAAGAGACUGGGAACUGGUUGCAGGAAAUGAGGGGGAUAACGGACCCUUGCUUGAUUGUGUGAAGGUCAUCUUCAUUCAUUUGUACGUAGAUCCUCCUCAUCUCAGGAUAAUAGUAAUGAUUAUUUUUUUUGG